Molecule: messenger RNA, 1780 nt
Organism: Girardinichthys multiradiatus
Lineage: Eukaryota; Metazoa; Chordata; Actinopteri; Cyprinodontiformes; Goodeidae
Gene: cdk9
Product: cyclin-dependent kinase 9 (CDC2-related kinase)
Exons: 7
Coding region: 119-1297 (392 amino acids)
Biological process (GO): protein phosphorylation
Cellular component (GO): nucleus
Molecular function (GO): ATP binding; cyclin-dependent protein serine/threonine kinase activity
Source: RefSeq, a predicted model, not a curated record
GCACCGAGGAAGAAGAAGUUCCACCCUUUCUCCAGUGAGUGGCGGUAAUGCUCCACGUUUUAAUGUGAUCAGCCGUUAGAUCAAAACGAAGAAGAAGUGGUUCCGGUGUCCGGUCAAGAUGCAGCGAGACAAAACAAGCAACGCCGCCGCGGCUGAAAAGCCCGACCGGGAGGCCGCCAUCAUGUCCAAAUAUUACGAUGGAGUGGAGUUUCCUUUCUGCGACGAGUUCUCCAAGUAUGAGAAGAUGGCCAAGAUAGGACAGGGAACCUUCGGGGAGGUCUUCAAAGCGAAGCACAGACAGACCGGGAAGAAGGUGGCUCUGAAGAAGGUUCUGAUGGAAAAUGAAAAAGAAGGGUUCCCCAUCACCGCUCUGAGGGAGAUAAAGAUCCUUCAGCUGCUCAAACACGAGAACGUUGUUAAUCUGAUCGAGAUCUGCAGAACCAAAGCGACCCAGUUCAACAGGUACAAAGGCAGCAUCUACCUGGUGUUUGACUUCUGUGAACACGACCUGGCUGGCCUUCUGAGCAACGCCAACGUCAAGUUCACGCUGGCAGAGAUCAAGAAGGUGAUGCAAAUGCUCCUGAACGGGCUGUACUACAUCCAUAGGAACAAGAUCCUGCACAGAGACAUGAAGGCAGCAAACGUGCUCAUCACCAGAGACGGAGUCCUGAAGCUGGCCGACUUUGGCUUGGCUCGAGCUUUCAGUCUGGCCAAGAACAGUCAGGGGAACCGCUACACCAACCGGGUCGUCACAUUGUGGUACCGACCGCCAGAGCUGCUGCUGGGUGAACGGGACUACGGCCCACCCAUCGACCUGUGGGGGGGGGGCUGCAUCAUGGCGGAGAUGUGGACCAGAAGUCCCAUCAUGCAGGGGAACACGGAGCAGCACCAGCUCACUCUGAUCAGCCAGCUGUGCGGCUCCAUCACCGCCGAGGUGUGGCCCGGCGUGGAUAAGUACGAGCUCUACCAGAAGAUGGAGCUCCCUAAAGGCCAGAAGAGGAAGGUGAAGGACCGCCUCAAGGCCUACGUCAAGGACCCAUACGCUCUGGACCUGAUCGAUAAGCUGCUGGUUCUGGACCCAGCCCAGCGCAUUGAUAGCGAUGAUGCCCUCAACCACGACUUCUUCUGGUCUGACCCUAUGCCAUCGGACCUGAAGAACAUGCUGUCCACGCACAACACCUCCAUGUUUGAGUACCUGGCCCCGCCCAGGCGAAGAGGACAUAUGCCCCAGCAGCAACCAAACCAGAACCGGAACCCAGCCACCACCAGUCAAACGGAGUUUGAUCGAGUCUUUUAGAGCAGAGCCGAACUUGUUGGGAAAAUAUUUUUUUAUGAUAUUUCCUGCUGGAUUUUCCUGCUGUUGCCGUUUGUCUUUAAAGGAUCCAGGAUGUUUGGGUUUAACAUGAGUCCUGAAAGUUCUGCUGAGAGUUCUGUAUCAGUUCGUCAGCCUUGAUCCAUAAAAAGACUUCAUUUUAAUGCCUGUACAGUUACGGUAGAAUAACAGGUCAAUGUGGUUAAUGAUUUCCAGGUGGAUCUGUCUCAGCUUAUUUAUAAGAAUCACAGAAACUUGUUCUGAAUGGUCCACUGAGCCAGAAUGCAGCGCAAAAUAAAAUGUUUUUUUUUUUUUCAUAAACUCGUUUGUCAGACUGUUGAUCAUCAGGAGGAACCAAAGAAUCAUUCUGGACCUGAAAUCGGGUUAGUCUUUUGAGACUGCAGUGGUGUCAUCUGUCCACUAGGUGGCAGCAAACACCACAUUAAAAAAACAGUUUUUAUUCACUCA